UUACACCAGAGAGUUCUGACUUCAGAACACUCACUGUGCAAGUGCUUAUGCCCUUGCCUUUCCUAUGUGAUCUUCACACACUGAUGAAACUCGGGGCAGGGCCUAUAAAUUCAGGCUACACUGUUUUGCAGAUGCCCCGACACCUGGCACAGGGUCUCUGAAAAAUGGAACCCAACUCACUGAGGACCAAAGUCCCAGCUUUCUUGUCUGACUUGGGGAAGGCCACACUGAGGGGAAUCAGAAAGUGUCCGCGAUGUGGCACAUACAAUGGAACCCGGGGGCUGAGCUGUAAAAACAAGACCUGCGGAACCAUCUUCCGCUACGGGGCCCGGAAGCAACCUAGCGUGGAAGCUGUCAAAAUCAUCACGGGUUCCGAUCUGCAGGUCUACUCCGUGCGGCAGAGAGACCGGGGCCCUGAUUACCGGUGCUUUGUGGAGCUCGGUGUCUCAGAGACGACGAUCCAGACGGUGGAUGGGACCAUCAUCACCCAGCUGAGCUCGGGGCGGUGUUACGUCCCCUCCUGCCUGAAGGCUGCCACCCAGGGUGUCGUGGAGAACCAGUGCCAGCACAUUAAGCUGGCUGUGAACUGCCAGGCGGAAGCCACCCCUCUGACCCUCAAGAGCUCGGUCCUGAAUGCCAUGCAGGCCUCCCCGGAAACCAAACAGACCAUCUGGCAGUUGGCCACUGCACCCACAGGCCCCCUGGUGCAAAGAAUCACGAAGAACAUCCUGGUGGUGAAGUGCAAGGCAAGCCAGAAGCACAGCCUGGGCUAUUUGCAUACGUCUUUUGUGCAGAAAAUCAGCCCCAAAAGCCUGCCUGAGCGCCGCUUCUUCUGCUCUUGCCAGACACUGAAAGCGAGCAAAGCAACCGCCCCCAAGGACGAAGCCGCCCAGAGAUGCAUUCAUUUCUUUGCCUGCAUCUGUGCCUUUGCCAGUGAUGAGUCAUUGGCUCAAGAGUUCUCAGACUUCCUAAAUUUUGACUCCAGCGGUCUUAAAGAGAUUAUCAUGCCUCAGUUAGGCUGCCACUCCGAGUCAGCCGUGCCUGCCUGCGAGGCUGCCGCCUCCAAGCCCAAGAAGAGGAAAAAGGACGAAGUGUCCGGCCCACAGAUGAACAGUUCACUAUUGCCUCAAGAUGCAGUGAGCAGUAACUUAAGAAAAAGUGGCCUGAAAAAGCCUGUGGUUGCUUCUUCAUUAAAGAGGCAGGCCUGUGGUCAGCUGUUAGAUGAGGCCCAAGUGACUUUAUCCUUCCAAGACUGGCUGGCCAGUGUCACAGAACGCAUCCAUCAAACUAUGCACUAUCAAUUUGAUGGUAAACCAGAGCCACUGGUAUUCCACAUUCCCCAAUCCUUUUUUGAUGCCCUGCAACAGAGAAUAUCCAUAGGAAGUGCAAAAAAACGGCUCCCGAACUCUACCACAGCCUUUGUUCGGAAAGAUGCCUUGCCUCUGGGAACCUUUUCCAAGUAUACCUGGCAUAUCACUAACAUCCUGCAGGUCAAACAAAUCUUGGACACCCCGGAGAUGCCCUUGGAAAUCACCCGUAGCUUUAUUCAGAACCGAGAUGGGACCUAUGAGCUGUUCAAGUGCCCCAAAGUGGAAGUGGAGAGCAUAGCCGAGACCUAUGGGCGCAUGGAGAAGCAGCCAGUGCUGCGACCCUUGGAACUGAAGACUUUUCUCAAAGUUGGAAACACUUCCCCAGAUCAAAAGGAGCCAACACCUUUCAUCAUCGAGUGGAUCCCAGAUAUCCUCCCCAACUCCAAGAUUGGCGAGCUGCGGAUCAAGUUUGAAUACGGUCACCACCGGAAUGGGCAUGUGGCAGAGUACCAGGACCAGAGGCCCCCGCUCGAGCAGCCCCUGGAGCUGGCCCCUCUGACCACCAUUACUUUCCCAUGAGCAAAACAGGAGUGUUUUACUGCUAAAUUUGCACAUCCCCAUCCCUUGACCACUUUAAAUCCUUGUUAGCUAGCGCAGGCAGCCCCCAGCCUCAGUGACCUGUCACAGCUGCCAUGCCGUUUCUCAGUGCAUUCAUGUGCGUGCGUUCAGUGCAACAGACCUCCUCCUCAUCACAGCCCCUGUGGUGCUGCUGUGUACAGUCCUCAUCAUACCUUGGGCAGCAUUUCUGGCUAGAAGUUUAAAAGACCCCAGCUUCCUUCCCAGAACUCUCUGUGUGUGUCUGACCCUUCGUCUGGCUCUCUAAGAAGACGGCAGCACUUAACCUUCCACUGGCCCUGCAGGAAGCUUAGCCCCAGCCUUCUCGGCACAGGGAGGGAAGGACUGGCCCAGAAGAGUGUGCCAGCCAUGCUUUGUAUUGCAUUCUCAAAUAAAGCGGCACAGUGUCACUAGUUUUUUCAAA
This is a messenger RNA of Ochotona princeps (American pika), 2349 nucleotides long. It is a transcript of the gene C8H2orf42, whose product is annotated as chromosome 8 C2orf42 homolog. The record is from RefSeq and is a predicted model, not a curated record. Lineage: Eukaryota; Metazoa; Chordata; Mammalia; Lagomorpha; Ochotonidae. The transcript is spliced from 9 exons. The coding region runs from base 165 to 1889 and encodes 574 amino acids. Gene Ontology annotation, cellular component: nucleus.